Phytophthora nicotianae INRA-310 is the source of this 2178-nucleotide messenger RNA. RefSeq lists its product as hypothetical. The record is from RefSeq and is a predicted model, not a curated record. The coding region runs from base 1 to 2178 and encodes 725 amino acids. Lineage: Eukaryota; Oomycota; Peronosporomycetes; Peronosporales; Peronosporaceae. The transcript has 7 exons.
AUGGGCCAAGAUUCAGCUCAAGAUAGAAUGAAGGACUUGCUUCAUGCUCUUCGACAGCUGGACGGCAGCGACGUGCUCGUCAUCCAAGACCAGUUGGAUAUCACGUGUGGUGUGAUCAUGCAGACGAAGGUACAGAAGAUGAUGUUCGAUCGGUGGGGGGAAAACUUGACGAUGAACUUCACUCACUCUACAAACAACAUUGGCUACCAUUUGGGAAGUUUGGUCGUCACUACGUGUACGGGCAGAGGUUUCCCUGUAGUAGACUUCAUGUGCCUGAACGAGAACGCAGUCACGAUUAGUUCGAUCAUGGAAUAUUUCAAGGAAAAGAAUCCGGGAUGGAAAGACGUCACGAGCGUGGUGAUCGACAAAGAUUUCUUUCAUGCUAUAACCUACUGGAAAAAGGUGGUGAAACGUAAAGAAUUCCGGCUGAGGGUUGCUGAUAGAGAAGAUUUACUCGAUUUGAUGACGAAGUUGCUCUACUGUCGAACGCAGGACGCGUAUCAAUCCGGCUAUGAUGCGCUGAAGGAAUACUGCAGAGCUGCAAGGAAAAACGCGUUCUCCGCCUAUUUCGAGAAAAACUGGCAUUCCUGUCGCAUUAUGUGGUCGAACUACGCGCGCGGGAAACACUUUACUGCUGGGAAUACGACCACUAACAGGAUCGAGUCUAACUGGAAAUACUUGAAGAUGCUUCUCGGGCUCAAGAAAAGAAUUGACAAGACAUUGGCGGGCUUACUCCAGCACCAGAUGAUUAUUACGCGUCAGAUAGUAUCUGCAAUUGAGAAGCAGCAUUCAUCAUCUCGAUUGCCGAAGACUGUGCCUUCAUUCUUGCGAGCGGUGGCAAGGAGGCUUUCACCGUACAUGUUGGAGAAAGUAAAAAAUGAAUGGGAGGGAUUCGUGAAUGGGAAGGAAAGAACAACUUGCAUGCAUGAGGAACCAGUUUCGAAAUGGAAAGUUAUUAUUCACACAAAGUUUACGACGAGCGAGGGCCAUGGAUUUCAGAUACUACCUGGUAUCUCAGUCCAUGAGAGCUGGAGUACUUUUGAAGCGCUAGACGUCAAGGAUGAACUGACUUCUGCGGCCAACGCCCUACAACCUAUUGUGAACAUGUCAAAGUUAAAGUUGCCGAAGCGCAUAAGGUUGCCGGACAGUAGUGACCAAUCAGCUGAGGAACGGAAGUCGCACACGCCGUCACAUGAUAAGAGAGAAGUUGUAUAUAUUCGACUACGCCGGGAUGAACGUGCCAAACAAGUUGUGCUUACGUCAGCUGAAAAAUAUUCAUACGCGAAGGCGAUGAGGGAAGCUGCUACUGCUAACACUAGGGACAUUGGCGACAACGAAGACGAUGAGGCCGAAGCUGAGCUGUACUCGUUUCUAAAUCCUCCUACUGAUCUGGCUACAACUAAUCUCAUGAAUGCGCUACAAAAUACGGAAGGUGUGACAGAUGGUAGCAGCGAUGGUGAGCCCAUACCACAAACGCAGAAAGCAGAGGUUUCUCCAGUGGAUUCAGAAGAAGUUUUGAGCGUGGAAGAUAACGCGAACCAGCAGCAACCCCUCAAACGUCUCGUUUUGCAAGUUUCUGUGAACCCUAAUAAAGGUGAACACGUCGGGCUUGAACAAGCCGAUACACCGACACCUCCAGGUUCAGACGUACCAGCUCGACAAGUGGAUAUUAUAAACGUUCCAAAGCCGAAGACGAAAGAAAAAAAAACACGAUCAAACCCCAAGCAACUGAGACAGACAAAGAUUGCGACUCGUCUCGCCGUGCACAAGUACCCUAGCGACCUGACGGUGCAGCUCUACGAGUUUGUCAUCUGGACACGGAACACGUCAAAUAUGAAACUUGUGGCAGAAAUGGUGGAGAAGUAUCCAGUUCAGCUGGACGACGCUGCUGAUACUUUACGGGUACAUCCCUACCUGUAUGAGCCCCUCAUCGACGAAGAGUACCACGAGGAUAUGGAGGAAGUUUGGAAGGGCAUUAAGGACCAGGAGAAUAAGGUCGUUAUGGAAGGGCUUCGCGGUUUCGUGAAGCGAUGGUGCCAAGCUUCGACACCCACUACUAAACUACGCAUAGAUCCGAUUGAGUGGGUCGAAGUUCCGCAGCAACUUGACUACGCGAGCUGUGGAGUGUUUGUUGUGGCACAGGCUUUCAGUUACGUACAUGGGAAUUUUCAAUGGUAG